Messenger RNA from Onychostoma macrolepis, 2410 nucleotides. RefSeq names its product solute carrier family 25 member 34 (gene slc25a34). Lineage: Eukaryota; Metazoa; Chordata; Actinopteri; Cypriniformes; Cyprinidae. The record is from RefSeq and is a predicted model, not a curated record. The transcript is spliced from 6 exons. Bases 1251 to 2195 code for a protein of 314 amino acids.
UGAUUUCUGUGUUUGUAGCGUAUGUAAUGCGUAGCUUAAACACACAAAUGCUACGAUCAUUUAUAUGCAAACAAAAUGUCAUAAACUUAUACAGAUAUCCAUCCCAAAUUAAAAAUACUAUAGUAAUUUAUAGUAAAGUGUAUUAUACUGUAUAUAUUAUAGUAUUUACAACACUUUGUUAAUGAAUGCUGCAGUAUACUGUAGAAUUAACUAGUGAACUGAUAAACUGUAAUAAAUACUGCAGUAUACUUUAGUUUUUACUACAGUAAAUGGCACUUAAACGCGUUUGAUUCUGCUGCUCAGGAUUCCUGGUUGUUUACCGUGUUUAUACUGUAGUGUACUGUAGUAUAAUAUAGUUGUAGAAAAUGUAGUACAGUAUUGGGUAAAGUCAUUUGUUUACAUUACUACCACAGCAACUAUAGAGUUACCACAACAAAUUAAUUCAAGUACUUUACUAUAGUAUGCUUCAAAAACACUGUAGUAUUUACUAUAAAUGACUAUAGUAUUUUUUCAUGUGGGAUUAUACUCUUUGCAAAAAAUAACCAUGGUUUUAUUAUAGUAAAAUUGUAGUAACCAUGUUUUUUUGGUUGGUUGAUUGAUUACCAUUUAUAUAACCAAUGUUUUGUUACAAAUACCAUGGCCGAACUAUGGUUAGUGUAGAAAAACUGUUACCGUGGUUUAACUACAGUAACCAUGAUUUAUUUAUUUUUUUACUUUAUCUGUAGUAAAACCAUAGUUGAUUUUCGUAAGGGUUGCGUGAGAUUCUGUCCAGUCAGCAUGUUCAGUGGUGUUUGAGUUUGAAUCCUGGACGUUAGAAACGCUUCUGUGGUGUCGACAUUCAGACUGAGUGAAACAACAACUGAAACAUGAUAAUAGAGUAUAAGGUUACAUACAUACGUACAUACAACACUGUGAGAUAACACACUCUCUCACACACACACACACACACACUCACACACACACACACACACACACACACACACACACACACACACACACACACACACACACACACACACACACACACACACACACACACACUCACACACACACACACACUCACACACUCACACACUCACACACACACACACACACACUCACUCACACACACUCACACACACACACUCACACACACACACACUCACACACUCACACACACUCACACACUCACACACUGACACACACACACACUCACACACUCACACACACCACACAGUGGGAUCGGAGGUGAAUUAGGUGUGUUUUCCGCCAUGCGACUCGUGAGCUCUCCGGCCGACCCCUCGGCCGGGCCCCGGGCCCUGUGGCUCCCGCUGGACUUCAGUCUGGGUGCGCUGGCGUGCUGCGGCGCGUGUGUGUUGACGAACCCGCUGGAGGUGGUGAAGACGCGGCUGCAGCUGCAGGGGGAGCUGGCGGCGCAGGGCUCGUACCGGCGGCUGUACCGCGGUGUGAUGCAGGCGCUGUGGCUGGUGGCCGGCGCUGACGGACUCCGCGGCCUGCAGAAGGGCCUGACCGCGGCGCUGCUGUACCAGGGCCUGAUGAACGGCGUGCGGCUCGGGUUCUACUCCUACACGGAGGCCUCGGGGCUCACGGACGCAGCGGGCGGGCGUCUGGUCGCAGGAGCCGCCGCCGGAGCGCUGGGCGCGUUUAUCGCCUCGCCCGCAUAUCUGGUGAAGACACACCUGCAGGCGCAGACAGUGACGGCCAUCGCAGUCGGACACCAGCACAACCAUCAGGGCGUGUUGAGCGCGUUUGUCUCCAUCUACCGGCGGGAGGGUGUGACGGGUCUGUGGCGGGGCGUUAACGGGGCCGUCCCCAGGGUCAUGGUGGGGUCAGCGGCUCAACUGGCCACGUUCAGCUCGUCUAAAGACUGGGUUACACGCGCCCAGUGGUUUGAUCCUCACAGCUGGCUCGCUGCGCUCACUGCCGCCAUGAUCAGCGGGGUCGCCGUGGCGAUUACCAUGACGCCGUUUGAUGUCAUCAGCACACGCCUGUACAACCAACCGGUGGACGAGUUUAAAAGGGGGCGUCUGUACUGCGGGUUUGUGGACUGUCUGAUGAAGGUUUGCGCUACUGAGGGGAUCAUGGGUCUGUAUAAAGGAAUGACGCCAGUGUUUGUGCGUCUGGCUCCUCAUACGGUUCUCAGUAUGCUCAUAUGGGACGUCCUGAGACAACAAGCGCUGCUGUACACGCACUGAUUCACCACACAUGACCCGGAGCGGGUGUGAAUUCUGCUCUGGAGUUUUUAUUGUCAUUACGCUUUCACUGAAACGGACUCUUGAAAUGCAGUUGAAGAGGAUCAUGGGAAGAACGGUUUUACCUCACUGGUGUGUGUCUUAUCUCUGAUAUAACCCUGUAAAGACUCUUUGUAUUUUUUAAUUUGUAGUUUAUUAUUAAAGUUUUUACUGACUGA